This is a messenger RNA of Phyllostomus discolor (pale spear-nosed bat), 4140 nucleotides long. It is a transcript of the gene SSR1, whose product is annotated as signal sequence receptor subunit 1. The record is from RefSeq and is a predicted model, not a curated record. Gene Ontology annotation, cellular component: endoplasmic reticulum; endoplasmic reticulum membrane. The transcript is spliced from 8 exons. NCBI's taxonomy places the organism in Eukaryota, Metazoa, Chordata, Mammalia, Chiroptera, Phyllostomidae. Bases 104 to 964 code for a protein of 286 amino acids.
CUCGCCCCUCCCCGCCCGGAGCCCGGAUGAAGAGUAACGCCAUUAUCGCUGGAGCCGCCGAGAGCUCUCGCGGACGGCGAGUGGACACUGGACCGGCCGCGCCAUGAGACUCCUCCCACGGCUGCUUCUGCUUCUCUUGCUGGUGUUCCCUGUCACUGUCUUGCUGCGAGGCGGCCCUAGAGGCUUAGUAGCAGCAGCUCAAGAUCUUACAGAAGAUGAAGAAACAGUGGAAGAUUCAAUAAUUGAAGAUGAAGAUGAUGAAGCAGAAGUGGAAGAAGAUGAACCCACAGAUUUGGUAGAAGAUAAAGAGGAAGAAGAUGUAUCUGGUGAACCUGAAGCUUCACCAAGCGCAGAUACAACUAUCCUAUUUGUGAAAGGAGAAGAUUUUCCAGCAAAUAACAUUGUGAAAUUCCUGGUAGGCUUUACAAACAAGGGUACAGAAGAUUUUAUUGUUGAAUCCCUAGAUGCCUCAUUCCGUUAUCCUCAGGACUACCAGUUUUAUAUCCAGAAUUUCACAGCUCUCCCUCUGAACACUGUAGUGCCACCCCAGAGACAGGCAACUUUUGAGUACUCCUUCAUUCCUGCAGAGCCCAUGGGCGGACGACCCUUUGGUUUAGUCAUCAAUCUGAACUACAAAGAUUUGAAUGGCAAUGUAUUUCAAGAUGCUGUCUUCAAUCAAACAGUUACAAUUAUUGAAAGAGAGGAUGGGUUAGAUGGAGAAACUAUCUUUAUGUAUAUGUUCCUUGCGGGUCUUGGGCUCUUGGUUGUUGUUGGCCUUCAUCAACUCCUGGAAUCUAGAAAGCGCAAGAGACCCAUACAGAAAGUAGAGAUGGGUACAUCAAGUCAGAAUGAUGUUGAUAUGAGUUGGAUUCCUCAGGAAACUUUGAAUCAGAUCAAUAAAGCUUCACCAAGAAGGUUGCCCAGGAAACGGGCACAGAAGAGAUCAGUGGGAUCUGAUGAGUAAAUGUUCCUUUGUGCAACAAUUCAGUCUUUACUUAACCUGCCCUAAUGUUUUUCGGCCUGAUGGAAAUUAGUGCAGAGAAGCCAUAUCACCAUAGAAGGCAACUACUACUUAUGUGUGGACUGAGCAAUCAGAGUCUGUGGCGAUAAUAUUGUUGAAAGUGCACUGCAUUCAUUUUUCUAAAGUAACAAAUUUUUUUAAACCAUUAAAAUCUAUGUGUGUGCAUGUGUAUGUAUGUGAGCAGUUGGUGUUACCAGAAUCAUUGUUGAACUACCUGAAGCAUGCCUUUAGAAUACUGAAUAUAAUGCUCUUGUGUCUCUUGUUAAUAUUUUCUGGUAUUUUCUCCCAAAAGUCAGUAUUUGUCCAGUAUGAUUGUAUAUGUCCCACUUUGGACUGUCUAAAGAAAACAAUUUGUUUCUUCCUUAGAAUCCCAGUUGAUGGCACAAAUUAGCAUUGGUUGUUAUUGUUGCUGUCUUACAACUAGUAGUAUUCUAAAGGCAUAAGCAGGAGCAGCUGCUUUUUAGCAAUAGAGUUGUUUUGGUAUUUUGCUGCUGUUUACUAUAAUAUGCACCUUCAAAACACUUCCCAAAUGAGUUCAAGAGAUUUGAGGAUCUCUAGAAACAAAAUUGUGAAACAUGAAAAUUCUGCCGAUUUUGAUAUGUAUCAAAUCAACCACAUUUUUUUUAACAAAAAGAAAAUGGUAUGUUUGUAGAAACUGAGUUGUUUUGUCCAUUGUUGUUUUAUUUCUUGCCCAAGGGAUAGCCUUGGAAUGAUUUUAGACCUACUGAGGGUUUUUUGUUUAUUUUUUUAAUUUGUUUUUUAGAGAUCUUUUGUCUCCUUAAUAGAAGCAUUUUGCCUAAGAAAUGUUGCCUUGGCUAUAGAUUAAGCAAAAGGUCAAUAUAGGGGCAGAGAUAUAUUUCAACUAAUUCUAAUCUGUUAAAAAAUUAGUUGGGUAUUUUUUAAAUGGUUAACCAGUUGUUUUUUAUCUAAUCCUUUGGGGAUUUUGGUUGUUGAUAACAACCUUUUUUUAGUUAAUCUGAAGAAUUCAAAAAUUUUAAGUAUUCAGUAUCUAAAAACCAAAAUAAAUUGGAUUUCAUAAAAUCCUCUUAGAGAGUUAGUCUUGUCCUAGGUAAUAAAUUAAGUUUGGCAUUAUUGUCAGACUGAAUAAAGGGUAAAGUACAAUAGUAUGUGCAAAUAAGAGGCUUUUCCCUCUGUCUUUAAGCCAUAUUCUUCCACAUAUAUUUUGUAAGAAAAUGGUAAGUGAAAUCUUAGUGGCUGUUAAAUUCUUGGUUGUCUCUGUUAUAGUGAACCGACUACUCUCAUUAUAAUCCCCACCUGCACCCAUCCCCACACAAAAACAGCAAAAUACACACAAAAAAAACUUUCCAAAUUGUUUAAGCAUUUAAAACAUCUGAGCCAAAGUCGGUGACAAUAAAAUAGAAGUCAUUGUAUAGUUAGUUACUAAUCGCAUUGCAAGUAGGGGUGAAGGUGUCAAAUUAUGUAUGUUGGCAUUGCUGAAUUAUAAACUUUCUAUACCUGUAAUAUAAAGUGUUGGAGUUUUUAAUUGGGCUGUAUGAUCAGUAGUUUAUUUUGAAAAAGCUCUAUGAGCUCUAAGAAACUGCAUGGUUUUUUGUUUAAUGUAAUAAGGAGACCCCUCUACCUUUCCAAGGAAUAUAUUCCCAGAUAUUUUUGUGAAAUUCCAAGAUUGUGAAACUAUUAGAACAUAAUGCAGUAAGAUGUAAUUGAAAAAUCUCAGUGACCUCUAGAGAAUUUUAUUGAAUACCUGGUGAUACUGAGGCAAUGGCAAAGCCACAUUGAGUUACAGGUGCCAACCCUCUGACUCCCAAGUAAUUUGCCCUACAUACUAGCCCUUCCACUUCUGAGGUUCAAGUUAGUGCCUCAGAAAUUAUUUGUCAUUUUUAUUUUUUAUUUUUAUUUUUUUUUAAGCAUAGAUUGGGAACACUUGAAAACUCAGAUGCCAGGGGUCUUCUCUAAUGUCAGUAAGUGUUUAGCAGAAACUAACUCCAUAGUAAAUGGAAUUCAAUUCCACACAUGGUUUGUUCAAGCACACUUAAUAAGUAGCCUAAUUUUUAAAUGUAAAUAUUUGAAUGAAGUUUUUGUUUGUUUUGAUAUAUUCAUUUGUUACAUGGACCAUGGUUUCAGAAUUAACCUUUUGAACAACUUGGUUUCAGAAUCUGUAAAAUGAACUAAGAAUCUUGUGUAUCAAUUCAGACUUGAGAGUAUGUGUUUAUAAAGCGUGGAUCUUGCUUUGGUUGUAUAGCUUCAUCAUUCAUUUCAUGGAUUUCAAUAGCAAGUGACUUUAAACUUGUCUCUGCCAUCUAAGGUGCCCCUAGCAGGUGAGGAGGGAAGUGGGGCCUACAAGGUAAGAAGCCUGUGGACAGCGGAUCAGAAGGAGCCUUGACUUGAUGGUGUUAGUAAUGUUUUUAAUUCUAAAUAAGCUUCAUAAAAUAGUGACAUUGACAGAAAAAGGCAAAUUGAGCUCUUAAAUAUAUAUUUAAAAGUCACUGCCUUAAAGGUGUAUUUGCAAUGCAUCAACCUGCAAUUGUAUUUUGGCUCUGUUUGGGAGAAGUACUGUAUUUUUCAGACUAUAAGAUAUACCUUUUUUACCACAUUUUUUGCUUCAAAAUUUUUUUCUCUAUUUUCCUCCUCUAAACCCUAGGUGCGUCUUAUGGUGCAGACCCCAGAUACACCUAGAUUUUAGAAGGGGAAAAUUUUUGAAGCAAAAAAAUGUGGUUAAAAAAAGUGGUCUUAUAGUCUGAAAAAUAUGGUAAAUGGUAGUGUGAUGUCAAAACUUUCCUUUAAUGACUUGAGUUAUUUUAGAACUACAGUAGUAGAUAAAUGUAAUAUCAUAGACAAGGCUCUUCUUAUGUAGCACUUAUAUUUGGUUGUACUUGGAAUGAAGAAAAAUUUAAUUGUUUAGUGCAUUUAAAUAAUGAUUUUUUUUAACCAUGAACUUGGCAGUUGUCUCUCAUCAAGAUUUUUAUAGGGUACACCCUUGAUUUUUCAGUCUUUAUUUUAGUUCUAGAAUUAGAUGUUAGCUUAAAUUUUAAAACACCUUGAUAACCUGAAGUAAUUUACCAGUUUGGGACAGCACCAUUUAUAGCUGUAAAAUUAAUAAAUUUCUUCUGAUUUUAUUAAAUAAUAUCCUACCCUUUUUU